AUGGAGCCGGGCACUGUCGACCGCAGCAAGAUCAGUAAUAUUGAGGCAGGCAACCUCUCGAACGAGAAUGCUGAGAGGCGUGCAGACGCUGGUCCCGACCAGCCCUUCACUUCCAUCCAGGCCUUCGAUGGUGUGGCGCCUGAGACCAUCAACUCUCGCCUGGCAAUGUUGGGCGUGACAUCCGCACUUGCAGCAGAGUUUGUGUCAGGCAUCGGCAUCAAGGAGCAGGUUGCCACUGCGCCCGUGAGCAUCGUAGCUGCCUUCGUCAUUAUCUCACUGGCGUCCUACAUCCCCAUUGUCAGGGGUUUCACACGGAAGGAGCCCUUCGCCAACGCAUUCUGGAGUCCAAAGGCAGAGAACUGGAAUGGCAGGCUUGCUAUGAUUGGAUUCACAGCAAUCUUGGUGACAGAGGCUCUGUCCGGGAAGACAGUGCCUGAGUUCUGGAAUCUGCCCCACGGCACCAUCAAUGCAGAGAUUGUCAACAACGCCGUUGUCAGUGUGCAGACCAUGAACACCUUCUUGUCGUCCGUGGCCCCAUGGAACUAG
Coccomyxa subellipsoidea C-169 is the source of this 546-nucleotide messenger RNA. RefSeq names its product chlorophyll a/b-binding protein. The transcript is spliced from 4 exons. The coding region runs from base 1 to 546 and encodes 181 amino acids. The record is from RefSeq and is a predicted model, not a curated record. NCBI's taxonomy places the organism in Eukaryota, Viridiplantae, Chlorophyta, Trebouxiophyceae, Coccomyxaceae.